GUCAUUGUCAACGACCUUCUGCACUUUAAAGCGCUCUAGUUGUUUCUGGUCACGGCGAUGGUAAUAAAAACUAUGAAAAAGGGGAAGAAAAAAGUAUCCCAUCAGGGUGACCCAGUUAUAAAAAAUGAGAUACAUAAGAUCAAAGAGAAGCUCACUAGCAGGCAGAAAAAAAGAAUUAAGAAAAGGAUUUUGGAUUCCGAUAGCAAAUUAGAAACUAAGACUCUUUUUAAGGUAUGUUUUAGUAUAGGCUAUUACAGCUAGACUGACGAAAAUAAUACCACUGAGCCAGAUACACUUGAUGACUUCCCUAUGGAAAAUGACGGUAGUGAACUAAUGGGUGAUGACUUUGGUCAUCUCUCAGACUUGGAGGAUGAAGAAUUAAAGACGACUGUGGAUGUUGAAGAACCUGUUGAUGACGAGGAAGAUGUUGUUACUAAUCUCCUCACUGGUGAUGAAAAUGUUAAAGUUACUCUAGACUCCAGCACGUUGGAUCAGCGCAUUCGUAACUGGCUUCAUAUCCUUGCCGAUUUUAAAAAUAGAGCGCCAGACGACCUCAAAAGGAGUAUGUGUGUCAGAACGCUUCUGGGCGACCUGUGUUCUCGUUAUUCUUACAAUCACUUUCUCAUGGUCAAACUCUUUGAUCUAUUCCCUAAGGAGAUUGUAGAGUUUGUUGAAGCAAACGAAGUCGACCGUCCAGUAACAAUUCGUACAAACACUUUGAAAACUCGGCGACGGGAGCUAGCUCAGGCUUUGAUAAAUCGAGGUGUAAAUCUUGAUCCUUUAGAGCCGUGGAGCAAAGUUGGGCUCGUUGUUUACUCAUCCCAGGUCCCGUUAGGUGCGACACCAGAGUACCUUGCUGGUCACUACAUACUGCAAGGUGCCAGUUCUAUGCUUCCUGUAAUGGCAUUGUGUCCACAGCCAGGUGAGCGUGUAUUGGACUUGUGUGCGGCACCCGGUGGUAAAACAACAUACAUAGCACAAUUGAUGAAAAAUACUGGGACUAUCUUCGCCAACGAAAUCAAUCCUGCCAGAGCCCAAGCUUUAAUCGGAAAUUGUCAUCGUAUGGGUAUUACAAAUACCAUCAUAUGUACAGAAGAUGGGCGAGGAUUUCCAAAGAUAAUGUCAAAUUUUGACCGAGUACUCGUUGAUGCACCCUGUUCUGGGACGGGAAUUAUUGCCAAAGACCCGUCAGUAAAAACCAGUAAGAACAAUGAAGAUAUACAGAAAUGCGUAAAGCUGCAAAAAGAAUUACUCACAGCGGCUAUUGAUGCUUGCAAAGUCGGAGGUUACAUUGUAUAUUCCACCUGUUCCAUUUUGGUAGAGGAAAAUGAAAAUGUGGUCAAUUUCGCAGUGAGACGGCGGAAAGUACGUCUAGAGGAAACAAAACUGUUCGGUGAAAAAGGCUUCACAGCAUUCAAAGGUUAUCAAUUUCAUCCAAAUAUGACCCGCGCUCGACGCUUUUAUCCACAUAAACACAACGUGGAUGGUUUCUUCGUGGCUAAAUUGAAAAAACUGGCAGCACGGUCCCCGGUAAAAACGGAAGAAAAUGGUGAAUCGUCAAAUGCAACUAAGAAUGGUUAAUAUUUGUGAAUACAAAAAUUCAG
Trichobilharzia szidati is the source of this 1604-nucleotide messenger RNA. The record is from the annotation of a GenBank genome assembly. Lineage: Eukaryota; Metazoa; Platyhelminthes; Trematoda; Strigeidida; Schistosomatidae.